Molecule: messenger RNA, 2337 nt
Organism: Candidozyma auris
Lineage: Eukaryota; Fungi; Ascomycota; Pichiomycetes; Serinales; Metschnikowiaceae
Exons: 1
Coding region: 1-2337 (778 amino acids)
Biological process (GO): regulation of DNA-templated transcription; DNA-templated transcription
Molecular function (GO): DNA-binding transcription factor activity, RNA polymerase II-specific; zinc ion binding; DNA binding
Source: RefSeq, a predicted model, not a curated record
AUGUCCUUCAACGAGACCGUCAUCCCUUGCAUACGUACCAGAAAAAGGCGGCUAGUGCCUCCCGAGAAAAGAAAAAAGGCUUCCUUCUCUUGCGAUCGGUGCAAGCUCAGGAAAAUCGCUUGCCAGAGAAGAGCUCCUUCCCAGCGGUGCGAUGGCUGCGAAAGAGCGGGUACAGAAUGUGAGACCACCAUCAAGAGGAAAAAGAAAGUCAAGGGCCCCAUCGAAAACAUUGGCCUUCACUACAAGUGUCUUUUGGCACUAAUUCAGUUUCUGUUCCCAGAAAUUGACGUGAACAACAUCGAUGCUUUGAUCGACUUGGGCGAGCGCAAUGGCGUCGUCAUGCCUUCACGGUAUGGUGGGAAAGACGACAAGACCUUGACCGACUUGUCGCUUCUAAUCACUUCGGGAAGAGUACCGCCUUCGUCUCGUGCGAGCUCAAUUGACCUGCGUGAGAGCCAGCCUGAGGCCAAAUUAGAAGAGUCAGACGACUUGGCGGGCGAUGUGUCGCUGGCUCCCACAGAAUUGCCUCCUUUUUCUCCAGAGAAAUCAUCUCCUUUGCCUUUCAGCCUGCCGCUUGUUCACCAAGACCUCGUUGUCACCGAUCAUCAUGGCAACAAGCAUAUGGUUGGCCCAUCGGGGUCCGCUGCGUUGUUUGACUCUUCUCUCAAAACGCUUCAGUCCAUGUUCAACCUUGACAUCUUCAAUAGUCCCUCGCUACAGCACGCUUUCAGAGGCAACUCAGUCAUUUCUUCCAACAACGAGCCGAUCAACCUCAAAGAACUUACAUUCCUUCACCACCAAAACUUUCCAUAUCUUGAAGACAUCUCUUUCGAAGAGGGAAAUUACUUGACCGAGUGUUUCUUUAGCAACGUUCAUCCAAGAAAUCCUUGCUUUGUUAGAAGGAUCUUCAAUCUCGACUAUGAGAAAUUCUGGAAUUCUGUCAGAUCGAAGUCCCCUGAUAAGUAUCUCUCGCAUCACACUAUUUGUUGCAUAUAUAUGGUAUGGCUUCUAGGUCGCCUCUUCAACCCAGCCAACAUACCAAGUGUUGAUGAGUCGGUUGCUACACGGUAUCUCAAUGUGGUCAAGUUGUGUCUUUCGGACAUAACUCUAACUCCUACUCUCGAUGGUAUCCGCACAUUGAUGCUCCUUGCCAUCUACAUGGAGAAUACAACAAAGAGAGAAUGCUCUUACGUCUUGACUGCCCUUGCCGCUCGCCAGGCAGUCACUCUUGGUUUCAAUAGAGAGGCGGUCGUCACGCAGAAUCCCGACGUGAUGAGGGUUGAAGAGCUGAAGCGGGUGUGGUGGACAAUCUUCACUAUGGAAGUGCUUACGAGCUGUCAGAUGGGCCGCUCCUCAACGAUACGCAUAUCCGAUGUAAACGUGUCGUACCCUCUCUAUUAUGAUGUUGUCAACUCGUCUGAAUUCCCAUCUGCUUACAGAGCAGUCCUCGAUCUCUCCAGAAACAUGUACGAUAUCUUGAAGUAUCGUCAGGUCGUUAACAGAAAUGAAGAUUUAUUGUCGAAAGAGAAUCUCGAAAGAGCUGUUCUUCUUGACAGGCAGCUUUCUUGCACGAUGCUGAAGGUUGAUCCCGCUUUACUUAACCUUUCAAUGAUUUCUGAUUACAAGAUCCACUUGCUUAUGCGGUUCCACUAUUACAGAAUCCUGUUGAUUCUACCCACCUUUCUUAGAGUGGCACAAGCACCUCAAUGCUGGGCCAACCCCGAACUACAAACGCUCGUAUCCCUGUGCCUAAGCCUGUGUAUCGCAUCUGCUAAUGUCGCCCAGGCAAGCUGUACCUCCAAUAUCUUGAACGGAACGGUUCAUGCAGACAUUUUCUUCACUUUCCACGCCGUUAUGGGACUCAUCGUGGGAUUUUGUCUUUUGAGUGAUUCAGAAGUCUCCAAAAUUAUGAGAGUUGGCGUGGAGAUUGAGGAACUCGAGCAUGCUAUUGAUAAAGUGCGCCAACUUGCAUUGAAAGACAAUUCGAGUUAUCUGGGUACAUCGCACAAAUUGAGCAAAUUCAUUGAUGCUCUAAUCUGCGGCUAUGAGUACAUUAAGACACAGCGUCAUCAUCGGAACACCCAUGGCUCUGUUGAGCCUUGCAGCGGUGCUCAUGGAACUGUGCUGGACAUGUUUGCAGCCACCAAAACCAAAGUGAAGGUUGAAGAAGAUAUGUUCGACCAGACGUUUGACGAAUACUUCAUACGUCCGGGGCGUGGAGAGCUCAGCGACAGCCACCCACCAUACGAGGAGAAUGCUCCUUUUGGAGAUAUUGGGUUUGGCUUCCCAGGGCAAGAGCGGUUCAUUUCUGACGGAGUUAUUCCAAACGAAUUUUGA